CCCGUUACUGCUGAUACAUAUAUGCUGAAAUAUUUCAUGGGACAGGCCGAGGACGACGUCGCCCGGGCUACUUCGCUGAUGCAGCUAUACGAGAUUCGAGCCCAGCUGAGGCAGCAAGACACCACGGGUCUCAACAGGGCUCGCGAGCGCAUCAAUGCCAUCCAAGCUAGGCAGCACCAACAAAUGGCACAUACCCCUGAAAAGAGGGAAACCUCCGAAAGUUCCCAAACACGCUUCACCUACCCGAAGGCGCCCUAAAUGGUCUUCACCACUAUUCAUUCCAUCCUACCAGCGGUCCUACUCCUUAUUGUUGGUAUUGUGCAGGUGUUAUGGUGGCCCUCAAGAUUUGGCUUUAAGGUGUUGGGAGUUCAAAACAGUGCAAGUCUUUUUGAUGGGAAUACAAGGAGGCGUUUCGCGCUGAGAUGGUUUAAGCAAGACACGGACGGAAGCAUUGGGGCGUUAGGAAACAUUGAUUCCUGGUUAUGGUUAUAUUCCCCUUUGUCUGCGUGGAUUAUUGUCGUGGUAAUUUGCUCCUGUAUAACUUCUUUGGGGUGGGGCUGAGGAAUACGGACUCGUGU
This is a messenger RNA of Phialemonium atrogriseum, 578 nucleotides long. RefSeq lists its product as uncharacterized. The transcript has a single exon. Lineage: Eukaryota; Fungi; Ascomycota; Sordariomycetes; Cephalothecales; Cephalothecaceae. Bases 259 to 561 code for a protein of 100 amino acids. The record is from RefSeq and is a predicted model, not a curated record.